Messenger RNA from Perca fluviatilis (European perch), 3390 nucleotides. RefSeq names its product ATP-binding cassette, sub-family D (ALD), member 4 (gene abcd4). The record is from RefSeq and is a predicted model, not a curated record. Gene Ontology annotation, cellular component: peroxisomal membrane. NCBI's taxonomy places the organism in Eukaryota, Metazoa, Chordata, Actinopteri, Perciformes, Percidae. Gene Ontology annotation, molecular function: ATP hydrolysis activity; ATP binding; ABC-type transporter activity. Gene Ontology annotation, biological process: very long-chain fatty acid catabolic process; fatty acid beta-oxidation; peroxisome organization. The transcript has 20 exons. The coding region runs from base 1018 to 2865 and encodes 615 amino acids.
UGGUACAUUAAUAGGUUGUAAAGACUGCCUGGUUUAGCAUUGAAAGUACUGCAAAAACCCAGAAUAACUGCAUUUUUGUUUACUCAAUACUAAGAGAAGGCAUGCAGUCUAGGCUGUGUAGUGUUAUGUGUUUUACUCCCUGCCUCGGACUAGCAAAUUCAUGCUUAACCUUUGAGCGACAUAGAUAAGGUUUUAGCGUACAUUCAGCCUAAUCAUUGGUCUUCGCGGUGCUGUUUUUAUAAAUUGAACUUUGGUUGAUUGCUGUUUUUGGUAUCUAAAUCUAAAGAAUUCACAAAGGUCAGCACAUGGCCUGACUCAGUGCGGUCUUUUGUCGAUAUACAUUUAGCAACCGAUGAAAGAUUUAAGCUGUUAAUGUCAGUAUUUCAAUAAGUAAUACUUGACAAAAAUGUAACCAAGCAUGACUGAUAAUAAUUAAUGUUUUCACAAUGGAUACUUUUUUUUCCCCCCUUCUUAAUUUUAAUACAAUUGUAAUUUUGUUAUGAGGCAUUAUCCAAACACUGUUUUCAAGCCUUUUAAGUAUCUCUAAGCUCGGCCACCCAUAACCAUUAAUAGCUUCCUUUUACAGUAUAGCCCCAUGCCUACUUUUUUUUCUUUUUUACACUGUGGUUGUCCAGAUGUGGCUUCAUUACCUUUAGAAAUAGUAGUCACGGCCAGAACACAGAAACAGACUACAAACAAUUUUACUACAAAUGUAUAAAUAUCUUGUAACGGCAUUUCCAGAGAGAUAGUAAUGUUUAUUUUUUUGCAGCUUUUCAGGCAUAAAUCUUACUCAUGGUUUUGUAUUAAGCUUGUAAAAACUAGAAGUGAGUUUAUAUUUAAUUGUAUGAGCGAAGAUGGCAUUUUGUAUUCUUCCAGAUUGAUCUUGGUAUAAAAAGCUAAUAAACCUUUUAUUUUGAAAGAUCGGAGUACAUUACACCGGAAGUCCGGGAUUUUUCUUUUACCUACUAAAACAUCCACCUUACCAGUGAGUGCAUUGUGAAGUACAAGCUAAACAAGAUGCCUCGUUUGGAAAAGUCAAAUGGCAGAGGGACAAAAAGACUAAAGCUAGACUGGAAGUUUGUUCAGAGGUUCUGCAGCAUCCAGAAGGUCCUGUUCCCAUCAUGGACCAGUCAAAGUGCUCUGAUGUUUGGGACGCUGCUUGCUGUCACUCUGACAGAGCAGCUGAUCAUUUACCAAGUGGGUGUCCUCCCUAGCCACUUCUACAAUGUGCUGGCAGACACAGAUUACCCAGGCUUCAGGAGUCUGGUGGGCACAGCUAUGGUGCUCAUCUUGCUCAACUCCACAUUGAAAAGUAUCGACCAGUACAUUUGCAAUCAGAUGUAUGUAAGCUGGAGGAGGACGCUAACUGAGAGCCUUCAUGCGUCCUACUUCCAGGGCCGAGUCUAUUACACGCUCAAUGUACUCAAAGAGGAUAUAGACAACCCAGACCAGCGAAUCAGUCAGGACGCAGAGAGGUUGUGUAAGCAGAUGAGCACCAUGGCUAGUCGUUUGAUUGUAUCACCAUUCACACUGGCUUACUACACCUACCACUGCUUUCAUAGCACUGGUUGGAUCGGUCCUGUAAGUAUCUUUGGCUACUUUGUUUUUGGGACCAUUGCCAAUAAAAUCCUCAUGGGGCCGAUUGUGUCUACUCUGUUUGAGCAAGAAAAACUGGAGGGAGACUUCAGAUUCAAGCACAUGCAGAUCCGUGUCAAUGCAGAGUCUGCAGCUUUUUACAGAGCCGGUAAAGUGGAGCACAUGAGGACCAACCGCAGACUGCAGGCUCUGCUACAAACUCAGAAGAGUCUAAUAAACAAAGAGCUCUGGCUUUACAUUGGGGUAAACACCUUUGACUACGUUGGAGGUUUCCUUAGCUACAUUAUAAUUGCCAUUCCCAUCUUUACUGGUAUCUAUGAUGGUCUCACUCCUGGUGAGCUCAGUGCACUCAUCAGUAAGAACGCCUUUGUGUGCAUCUACUUGAUAAAUGGCUUCACGCAGCUAAUAGACCUGUCAACCACUCUGUCAGAUGUGGCUGGAUACACCCACAGGAUUGGGGAGCUGAGGGAGGUGAUGGAUGACAUCCUACGUGAGCAGUGUGACUAUGACCCGGCAUCAGGGGAAAGCUACGACUUUGACAGUGACUUCAACGUCCACGCAGGCCCUGUGGACACUGCCUUCAUCCUGGACCAUCUUUCAUACAAAUCUCCUUACUCAGAUGAGCUGCUGGUGGAGGAUUUGAGUCUGAAAAUCAGCCAGGGAACACAUCUACUGGUGGUGGGGAACACAGGAACCGGCAAGACGUCACUACUGAGGGUCCUCAACCGACUCUGGGAGGCACACAGCGGUUUUGUCCAGAUGACCACAUGUUUCGGGCCCAGAGGAACCCUCUUUCUGCCACAGAAACCUUACCUGACUGAUGGCACACUGCGUGAACAGGUGAUCUACCCACUGAAGGAUAUUUACCCUGCAUCAGGGUCAGUGGACGAUGACAGAAUUAUACAAUUCCUGGAACUAGCAGGAGUGUCCAGUCUCCUAAAGCGGACAGGUGGGCUGGAUGAAAAGGUGGACUGGAGCUGGUAUGAUGUUCUGUCUCCAGGUGAAAUGCAGCGUCUCUCCUUUGCACGACUCUUCUACCUGCAGCCCAAAUAUGCAGUGUUGGAUGAGGCCACCAGUGCUCUGACGGAGGAGGCAGAAGCACAGCUGUACAGAACCUGUAAACAGCUCGGCAUGACUUUGGUCACUCUGGGACACCGCAGUAGCCUGGAGAAGUACCAUGACGUCCAGUUGAAACUGUGUGGAGGAGGCCUGUGGGAGUUGACCAAGUUAAAAGGUGGAAGUGGGAGUCUCAGAGAAGAAGCCACAUGACUGGAGAGUCAUCUCUUUGAAAUCCUGGACAUGCAUGGCGCAUCAGUGUGGGAGACAAGGAUAGAAAACACUGAAUUCCUCAGUUAGUAACACUCAAGUGCUCCUUCAACAAGGUACUUUAAAACCCAGAACAACUGUACUCAUCCAGUUUGUAUGUAUUCAUGGACAUUGAGGCAGAGCUCAACUAAAAUGUUCUGGACCCAAAGACUUUGCCAAAGGAAUGGUUUGGCUCACUCUGUAAUUGUAAAUUCACCUAUCACGACAACAAAUCAGGAGGAAAAAAAAAGACACUUUAGAUUCAGUAAGUCUUAAGUGCCUUUACAUUUGUUUAUUGUAUUGUGUUUACAAUCAUUACAUUGGGAAUAUUGGUUCCAAUUUUGUAAUAAAUGCAAUGUUCUCAGCUCUUUCUCUCAACGCCUAUUAAGAGCAGAGUACAUCUGUGGUUCAUGCAUAGUUUUAAAGAGUUGUUUACCUGAUUUCAUAAAAAUAUCAUAUGUACAAUAAAAACAAAGAAUAUUUGUUUGA